Messenger RNA from Trametes versicolor FP-101664 SS1, 594 nucleotides. RefSeq lists its product as uncharacterized. NCBI's taxonomy places the organism in Eukaryota, Fungi, Basidiomycota, Agaricomycetes, Polyporales, Polyporaceae. Bases 1 to 594 code for a protein of 197 amino acids. The record is from RefSeq and is a predicted model, not a curated record. The transcript has 4 exons.
AUGGGCCGCUGGACGCAAUAUGAUGAGGACUCCUACCGCCUGCCCGAGGGCAUGAAACGGGUCGGAUACGACUCGGACACGGGCAGGUACCAGUUCCGGGAUCAGGACGGAGCGCUAUGGGAGGGCCCCCAGGGUGCAGAGUUUGGAGAGAUGAGACGAGUCGGGAAUGCUCCAGUCGCUGUCGACGAUCAUGCGCAAGACGAUGAUGAAGAAGCGGAGAUUGGUGUUCCGUCCACCCGCUCCGACGGUUAUGCACCGCUCGCUUCAGAUGCGAAUGGCUGGACGUACCCUCGUCACACGAGCCGCAAGGACAGCGCGUACCGGGUUAUCCUUCCUUUCUUCCUCAUUGUCGCUGCCGUUCUCCUACUCGUCUUCCGUUUGGUCCAUUCUUCUACGCCGGCUAGCCCUCCCGAAACUCUCCACUGCCCCGGCAGCAACGAGCCCUACCACGUCUCCCGCGGGGAUACCUGUUGGGCCCUCUCACAAACCAGAGGGUGCACCGUGCAAGACAUUCUCGAUGUCAACCAAGGUCUGAAUUGCGAAAAGCUGCGACCCGGCCAAGGCAUCUGCCUGCCACCCUCACAUAGUGCUUAG